Molecule: messenger RNA, 1245 nt
Organism: Trematosphaeria pertusa
Lineage: Eukaryota; Fungi; Ascomycota; Dothideomycetes; Pleosporales; Trematosphaeriaceae
Exons: 2
Coding region: 1-1245 (414 amino acids)
Source: RefSeq, a predicted model, not a curated record
AUGGCAUUCGGCUUAAGAUUGGCGCCCCGUCGCAUAACACGGCGAAAGAAAAAGCAAAAAGCCCCUCCACUAGAAAGCGACGACGCGGAUCCUGAAGAGCCCGUCGAACAGCAACUGGAGAAGAGCAGCCCCUCUGCCACUGGCACGAGCUCCGUCUUCAAGAAAAUUAUCCAAGAAGCCUCUGCCCCAAGCGGCGGAGCUCCUGGAAAAGACAUGGCGUCUGGUGCUCCGGCUCAGUCGACCAUAACGCGGCCGAAGAAGCCGCUUCAGGUGGAUAAAUCCCCUGUAGCUAUCAAGGCUGAACAGCCUACUGAGGAGAGCGUCUUUGACAUCCCCGAACGCGUGGACGUGGGUAAGGUCCCGUUGGGAGUAGACCCUCGGCGUCCUUUGAAGGGAUGUGAGGAUUGUUUCGACCAGGCGCUCUCCUUGGAAGCGCGGGUUGGAAAAAUCAACAUCAUCUUGGGCCACUUAGAUGGCUUCAAGAUAGACUGGCAGGAAAAAGGGUCUCCUGCCUGUGAUGUGUGCGGCAAAUCGCACCCCCCACCCUGCUGGGAGUCAGAGCAGGGGAAAGCAGUCAAGACCUUCCGAACGAAGGCACAGAAAGUCCUGGCAUACCAGGCAAAGCACGCCAAAGACCCGGCGAAGCCUGGAAAGGCUGAGGGCGAGAAGAAUGAAGGCCCGGUGAAGCCUGGAAAGGCCAAGGGCAAGAAGAACAAAUCGCGCCGGUUUCCCUGCGAGAACUGCGCGAGAUACCACCAGGGUGGCGCAGCGGAGUGCAAUGCACCCGUUUGCAGGAAGGAGGGUUGUGGCCUUGGUCACUUCCCUCAAGAAGGCUGCUGGGAAGCUCGAGACCGCUUCAUCAAAGCGGGUCUCGUGUCUAAAGGCGAGGAAGAAGAACCGGCCAGAAAGGCCACCAAGAAGCCGGCGCCAAGCGCCGCUCCUGAUGAGAAAGACACCGAGAAAUACGGCGCAUUAUUUGGCUACUUCAAGAGAGAGGAGAUAGGGUCCGUCGCUGCUCUCAUGAAGCAGGAGAAAUACGGCAUAUUAUUUGACCACCUCGAGCCAGAGCAUAUGGGGUCCCUCGCUGCUAUCAUAAAGGUGAACAGGAAGAGGCAGGCUGAAGAGCAGUCUGGACCGCCCCCCAAAAGGCCAAAGAGUCCGUGGUCCCGCCCGUCCGUCAAAAGGACGACAAGAAGAAAGCCAGCGGGCAAGAAACCAGCGUCUUCGGGCGUAGGUGAACUUUGA